Messenger RNA from Pelobates cultripes (western spadefoot toad), 41905 nucleotides. The record is from the annotation of a GenBank genome assembly. NCBI's taxonomy places the organism in Eukaryota, Metazoa, Chordata, Amphibia, Anura, Pelobatidae.
CAGGCGGCCUUACAGGGAGCGGCGACCGGCGACUCCAGCUCUGGCCAAUAGCGAGCUCCGUUACAUGUUUAUCUUAUUGCUCCGCGCUGCUCGGAGCUCAUCAGCUGAGCAAUAGGGUCCUGUUAGCUGGCACAUCGGGAGCGGGACCUGGGGCCAUGAUUAUUACUGGGUGGGCUAGCAGUGUGUAGUGACUAGUUACUGGGAGGGCUAGCAGUGUGUAGUGACUAGUUACUGGGAGGGCUAGCAGUGUGUAGUGACUAGUUACUGGGAGGGCUAGCUGUGUGUAGUGACUAGUUAGUUACUGGGAGGGCUAGCUGUGUGUAGUGACUAGUUACUGGGAGGGCUGGCUGUGUGUAGUGACUAGUUACUGGGAGGGCUAGCAGUGUGUAGUGACUAGUUACUGGGAGGGCUAGCAGUGUGUAGUGACUAGUUACUGGGAGGGCUAGCAGUGUGUAGUGACUAGUUACUGGGAGGGCUAGCUGUGUGUAGUGACUAGUUACUGGGUGGGCUAGCUGUCUGUAGUGACUAGUUACUGGGUGGGCUAGCUGUCUGUAGUGACUAGUUACUGGGUGGGCUAGCUGUCUGUAGUGACUAGUUACUGGGAGAGAUAGCAGUCUGUAGUGACUAGUUAGUUACUGGGAGGGAUAGCAGUCUGUAGUGACUAGUUAGUUACUGGGAGGGCUAGCAGUGUGUAGUUACUGGGAGGGCUAGCAGUGUGUAGUUACUGGGAGGGCUAGCUGUCUGUAGUUACUAGUUGGUGCACCAGGGAGGGCUAGCUGUGCAGCAGUGACUGGUUGGUUACUGGGAGGGCUGGCAGUGUGUAGUUACUAGUUACUGGGAGGGAUAGCAGUGUGUAGUGACUAGUUACUGGGUGGGCUAGCUGUCUGUAGUGACUAGUUAGUUACAGGGAGGGCUAGCAGUGUGUAGUUACUAGUUACUGGGAGGGCUAGCUGUCUGUAGUUACUAGUUACUGGGAGGGCUAACAGUGUGUAGUUACUGGGAGGGCUAGCUGUAGUUACUAGUUACUGGGAGGGCUAGCAGUGUGUAGUUACUGGGUGGGCUAGCUGUCAGUUGUGACUAGUUAGUGGGAGGGCUAGCUAGCUGGGUGGUGCUAGCUGUCUGUAGGAGGGCUAGCUGUCUGUAGUGACUAGUUAGUUACUGGGAGGGCUAGCUGUCUGUAGUGACUAGUUACUGGGAGGGCUAGCAGUGUGUAGUUACUAGUUACUGGGAGGGCUGGCUGCCUGUAGUUACUAGUUACUGUGUAGUUACUGGGUGGGCUAGCUGUCAGUUGUGACUAGUUAGUGGGAGGGCUAGCAGUCUGUAGUGACUAGUUACUGGGUGGGCUAGCUGUCUAUAGUGCCAGUCGACGCAUUAUUGGUCGCUUGAACUAAGUGUGAAAAGAUGAGCAGCCCCUCGCCGUCCAGAUCUGCAGGGUCUCCCCUAACACAGAGCCUAAAAGCACGGGAUAACAGCACUGCCAUGGCAGCAGCCACUCAGCACAUUAUAAAAGGUAUGGCAGCUAUGUGACUGUCUGAGAGCAAGCAGAGUGUGAGUGUGGUCACAUAACAGUGUCAGGUGAGUGUGAUUGAGGGCAUAGUGCACAGAUAUGUGGAGUGUAAGAACAUUAUGAAGUAGUGCUAGAUAUUGCAGUGGUGGGGCACAUUUUUAAUUGUAUAGUGUUAGCUCUCAUUGGAGUGGUUGGGCACAGUUAUAAUGGUGUAGUGUUGGAUAUCAUUGGAGUGGUGAGCACAGUUAUAAUGGAGUAGAGUUAGAUAUCAUUGGAGUGGUGAGCACAGUUAUAAUGGAGUAGAGUUAGAUAUAAUUGGAGUCGUGGGGCACAGUUAUAAUGGUGUAGUGUUAGCUAUCAUUGGAGUGGUGGGGCACAGUUUUAAUGGUGUAGUGUUAGCUAUCAUUGGAGUGGUGGGGCACAGUUUUAAUGGUGUAGUGUUAGCUAUCAUUGGAGUGGUGGGGCACAGUUAUAAUGGUGUAGUGUUGGAUAUCAUUGGAGUGGUGGGGCACAGUUAUAAUUAAGUAGCGUUAGAUAUCAUUGGAGUCAUUGGGCACAGUUAUAAUGGUGUAGUGCUAGAUAUCAUUGGAGUGGUGGGGCACAGUUUUAAUGGUGUAGUAUUAGCUAUCAUUGGAGUGGUGGGGCACAGUUUUAAUGGUGUAGUGUUAGCUAUCAUUAGAGUGGUGGGGCACAGUUAUAAUGGUGUAGUGUUGGAUAUCAUUGGAGUGGUGGGGCACAGUUAUAAUGGUGUAGUGUUGGAUAUCAUUGGAGUGGUGGGGCACAGUUAUAAUUAAGUAACGUUAGAUAUCAUUGGAGUCAUUGGGCACAGUUAUAAUGGUGUAGUGCUAGAUAUCAUUGGAGUGGUGGGGCACAGUUACAAUGGUGUAGUGUUGGAUAUCAUUGGAGUGGUGGGCACAGUUACAAUGGAGUAGCGUUAGAUAUCAUUGGAGUGGUGGGGCACAGUUACAAAUGGUGUAGUUUUAGAUAUCAUUAGAGUGGUGGGGCACAGUAAUAAUGGAGUAGCGUUAGAUAUCAUUGGAGUGGUUGGGCACAGUUAUAAUAGUGUAGUGUUAAAUAUCAUCAAGGAGAGAUGAUGAGGGGCCCCUCCUAUUAUUCUUGCAUCAGGGCCCUGUGGUUUUUAGUUACAUUGAGCCUGGGCAGGGGAGUAUUUGCUUCCAUAGCUGAGAAUUCAGACCUGGUGAGUGUUGGCCCAGGCUCAUGGUGUCCCCCCCAGCUAUACACAGACACGGUUGUUUACACCUGUGGUUGUGCAUUUGUGACUGCAGCUUUCUACGUACAAUCUAGCGUCAUGCACUUCAAAAUAUGGACCAAAACUAGUGAUGUCCCGAACGGUUCGCCGUGAACGGUUCCCUGCGGACUCCAGUCAGCAGACACAUUCCAGCCAAUCAGCAGCAGAUCCUCCCACCUCCUGGACAGCUCACUAAGAAUGCAGCUUCAAAAUGGAUGCUGUCCAGGAGGUGGGAGGGAGGGUCUGCUGCUGAUUGGCUGGAAUGUGUCUGCUGACUGGAGUCCGCGGCGAACCGUUCGGGACAUCACUAACCAAAACCUGUUGCUUUAGCACUUCCACUUGUCCUGCCAUAAAAGUUUUUUUUCUAUCUCUGUCUAUGUAUGACUGGUUUACUUGCCUAUAUGUUUUAGGGAAAUAGACUAUUUGUAAAUAUAUUUUGUUUCUUGUACAGAUGUUGGAGAAAUUCAUUCCAGAUUAUUGGAUCACCGUCCCUUUAUUCAGGGUGAAACACGGUACUUCAUUAAGGAGUUUGAGGUAAAUCUAGUUUGUUUCAAUAUUGGUGAUUUUUGAAUAUUCUACAGUAAAUAACUAAAAUUGCAUAGAUAGGGAUUUUUUUUUAAAUUGGACAUCAUUUUAAAGCAUAAUGGUUAACUACUACGUGGGAAAUUGCACACAAGCAGGACUGAUCAUGAAGCCGGGAGGGUUGGCUUGUGUGUUAAUAAAAUACUUAGGAAGGCAUGUUAUAGAAGAGCAAUUUAAUAUUGUAUGUAAUGACCAGUCCACCUGAAAAAUAAAACAAAGGAUAACCAUCCUUUUUUACUGGUUUGUUGUAAAUGUUGAAAAUUCCUCUCGUUAUUUUCUAUGCAAUUACUGUGCAUAUCUGAUAAACCCUCUACGGGAGAGGUUUAUUGAAUAAGUAGUCCAGCUUUCAGCUAGGUGGCUAGUAUUAACCUGGUAAUAACUUUAUUCAUGGUUUUCCUGAACGAGAGUAUUUGCAUGUCAAUGAUUUCCACUCAGUGGGCUAAAGCUGCACCGAUACCACCCCUUUUGGGCCCGUGGUUGUUAUCCCCACUGCCCUGUUCUAACACAAGAUAUACACUGCAGCUGCACACAGCUCGCCCCUCAACCGCAGCGACACGCAUCAAAAUGGCGGAUACGCUAUACUACUGGAAGCAUAUUCCCACGCAGUCUGUGCAAGUGCUCCAUGGAGCGAUCCCUGCAGAAAUUGGAUGCAAUCUACCAGCGAUUUUAGGACACCCUGGCUGUGAGACAUACCACAAUCCUGACUUCUGAGGCAGUCUGUGGAGGCGUCGGACAUGGGAAGAUCAAGGCCACUCUGGGCAUAGCUGUUCCUCAAGCACCAGUUACACCUAAGGUACACCCACCUGGGCUGAGGGCCAUCAGGGGAUCAACAUCAAAGCAUCUACUACGCAGGCGGAGGAUCACCCGUCUUUUCUAUGUAAAGUGUACCCUGGUAUUGCUAUGUCCCAGUCAUUUUUCUCAUUAUACCAUGUCUUAGUAACGGCGACUAAAUCUACAUUCUCAGUUGCCAUUAUUGCCACAAGUUCAGUGAAAUGAUCGUCUGGGGUUGCUGUGUCUCCCGUGCAGAGGGAACUUGCUGGCAUUUCGGAUCUGGUCUGCCUGUAUGGGUGGGACCAGUCUGAUAUGUUUCAGAUAUGUUCUCUCUGUAAUGGCAUAAGAUGAGCAAAAACCAGCUUGAGUUCUGAGCGGGGACCUACCGAAGUGCAGGCUAUUUCAGUUGCUGUCCGUUCUCAGAAUACUCUUGUGACCCAUUUUUUUGCUCUCCACAAGUUCAUGGAUCUUAUUCCCUAAAUUGCAAGCAUUUGUGGACAUGACUCUAAGCUUAUCAUUUUUUAACACACUUGCUACAGGCACCUCCUGUCCUUGUUUUAUCACCCUUUUACUCUUCCCCUCCACCCCACUCCUAGUUUAAAUAAAUCCUAGCAAAACCUCUGAACUGAAUUGUUCCCUUUUGAGAAAGACGCAAACCAUCUUUUUUGUACAGUUUAUUUCCAUUCCAAACAGAGCUAACAUGAGAUAUGAAGCCAAAUCCUUGCUUCGGACACCAUUCACCAAGCCACAAGUUAAAGUCCCACUUACCACCACAAAUAUCAAAUAGUGAUGUAAAUUAUACUGUAAAUAUCAGUGUACACACAACUCCCAGUGAUGGAAAAUAUUGAUAUAAAACAUGAAUUAUACAACCAUAUCAAUUGUAGACACUGAGAUUUUAAAAGAUACUUAAAACAGAAUAAUAAAACAACAUGGUGUGAACUUUUUAACCCCUUAGUUACCGUGGACGUACAGGGUACGUCAGCCAAAAAACGGUUAACGUCCGCGGCCAAAAUGAGGGCUGGAAGCAAGCCGCUCUAAGGAUAUUACAUGAUUCCUCGAUACCGAUAUCUUAUAUACACUGCCCAAAAAAAAUAAAGGGAACACUUAAACAACACAAUGUAACUCCAAGUCAAUCACACUUCUGUGAAAUCAAACACUUAGGAAGAGUGACAAUCAAUUUCACAUUCUCUUGUGCAAAUGGGAUAGACAACAGGUGGAAAUUAUAGGCAAUUAGCAAGACACCCCCAAUAAAGGAGUGGUUCUGCAGGUGGUGACCAUAGACCACUACUCCGUUCCUAUGCUUGCUGGCUGAUGUUUUGGUGUGCUUUUAAAUGCUGGCGGUGCUUUCACUCUAGUGGUAGCAUGAGACGGAGCCUACAACCCCCACAAGUGGCUCAGGUAGUGCAGCUCAUCCAGGAUGGCACAUCAAUGCGAGCUGUGGCAAGAAGGUUUACUGUGUCUGUCAGCAUAGUGUCCAGAGCAUGGAGGCCCUACCAGGAGACAGGCCAGUACAUCAGGAGACGUGGAGGAGGCCGUAGGAGGGCAACAACCCAGCAGCAGGACCGCUACCUCCGCCUUUGUGCAAGGAGGAACAGGAAGAGCACUGCCAGAGCCCUGCAAAAUGACCUCCAGCAGGCCACAAAUGUGCAUGUGUCUGCUCAAACGGUCAGAAACAGACUCCAUGAGGCUGGUAUGAGGGCCCGACAUCCACAGGUGGGGUUGUGCUUACAGCCCAACACCGUGCAGGUUGUUUGGCAUUUGCCAGAGAACACGAAGAUUGGCAAAUUCGCCACUGGCGCCCUGUGCUCUUCACAGAUGAAAGCAGGUUCAAACUGAGCACAUGUGACAGACGUGACAGAGUCUGGAGACGCCGUGGAGAAUGUUCUGCUGCCUGCAACAUCCUCCAGCAUGACCGGUUUGGCAGUGGGUCAGUAAUGGUGUGGGGUGGCAUUUCUUUGGGGGGCCGCACAGCCCUCCAUGUGCUCGUCAGAGGUAGCCUGACUGCCAUUAGGUACCGAGAUGAGAUCCUCAGACCCCUUGUGAGACCAUAUGCUGGUGCGGUUGGCCCUGGGUUCCUCCUAAUGCAAGACAAUGCUAGACCUCAUGUGGCUGGAGUGUGUCAGCAGUUCCUGCAAGACGAAGGUAUUGAUGCUAUGGACUGGCCCGCUCGUUCCCCAGACCUGAAUCCAAUUGAGCACAUCUGGGACAUCAUGUCUCGCUCCAUCCACCAACGUCACGUUGCACCACAGACUGUCAAGGGGUUGGCAGAUGCGUUAGUCCAGGUCUGGGAGGAGAUCCCUCAGGAGACCAUCCGCCACCUCAUCAGGAGCAUGCACAGGCGUUGUAGGGAGGUCAUACAGGCACGUGGAGGCCACACACAAUACUGAGCCUCAUUUUGACUUGUUUUAAGGACAUUACAUCAAAAUUGGAUUAGCCUGUAGUGUGUUUUUCCACUUUAAUUUUGAGUGUGACUCCAAAUCCAGACCUCCAUGGGUUGAAAAAUUUGAUUUCCAUUUUUUAAUUUUUGUGUCAUUUUUGUUGUCAGCACAUUCAGCUAUGUAAAGAACAAAGUAUUUCAGAAGAAUAUUUAAUUCAUUCAGAUCUAGGAUGUGUUAUUUUUUUGUGUUCCCUUUAUUUUUUUGAGCAGUGUAUAACGUCAUACUAAGUGUAUUUUUUUUCUUAAUAUAUACAUAUAUUAAUAUAAAAAUACACGUGUGUGUAUAUGUGUGUGUGUAUAUGUAUUCCCAGGCUAGCUCUCCUAUUCUCUGCCCUCUCCUCCUCUCUCUCAUGGGCCAUGGCACAAGUCUAUCUUAGAGGAACUGGUUCAUGGCUGUCAAUUCCUCACAUGCUGCCAAAAAGAAAGCAGCUCGGUUGGCGCUGUAAAAAAGGCCACAGUGCCCAACCUGGCCCCUUUAGCACUGGCUGACCGGUUGGCAAAGAAAAUUUGUGUGCAGGGCAGCUGCUUUGGGCCUCCCUGAUAUAACUGGGCCUGGGGCAGCUGAUCCAUUUGCCCCGUGUUAAAGACGGCCCUGGUUUGUAGUAUGCAAGACAUUCUUUAAAAAUAUCUUUAGUAAUGCUUAUGUUUACCAUAUAAUGUCUACAUAUGUCUGCCCCUCUUUUGUUUCACACAACUUGAAUGUAAUCUUAUUUCACUUUUGAACCCCAUGGCUAUUGAACAUAUCUCACAACUUUUACAUGUUUGUUUAGUUGGAUCUACCUUCCCCUGUUAGCAUGCUGCUCUUUACCUAUACUGCUAUACUUUAAUGCUGUAGGUUUAUAUACCUGUACUUGUUCUCUUAAUCUGAUUUGUUACAUACUGUUUGCUUCAUUUGUCUGUAACCAUAAUGAAAAUCUUAUUUGGAAUAUCUUGAUAAAGUAUAGACAAUAAAUAACUGCACAACGAUUCUCACCUCAUUGCACAUUUAGGUCACUACAUGCUGGAAGUGCUAGUUUAGGUUAUUUAUUUUUUAAUUUUUGUUAAGUAUUUAUUUUGUUUCUCAGUAUUUGACAUUCACAAUUCAUAGUGGGUUAUUCUGCAUAUUGAUGGAGUGAUCUCAUAGAACCACUAGAUGGAGCCAUAAAAUAAUAAUUGUGGCUUUCAGAGCAGAUCACUCAACAGACACAGUUUAUACAAAACAGACCCAAAAACACAUUUCAUGCAGACGUCUUUUUAAUAAGACUGGUGUAACUGCAUUUGUGAACUAAUAUCUUCCAGUACACAGCUGUAUUCAUGUUUUAUCCAAACAAGUUUAUAUUAAACUGCUCAGAUGUCAUCCUCUUUGUUGUAGAGGUUCUGUGAAAAAAAUUCCAAGAGUGCAGACCACCUCCUCUCAAAUUCUCCAUCACAGAGCUUCAAUGUGUGAGUUUGAUCUUCUUUUGUUUAUGAAGAAUAUGAGAGGAUUAACCUGCAUCCUUGUUCUUUAAAGAUGAGGGUGAUAUAAACACCCCUCAAACACCCUAAAGAAUAUGUAUAAAGACAAUCCUGUCCUAUAUAGGAAACCGAUGCUUUUCCAAAUACUUCCAACUGAUCAUACUGUUAAAGGGACACUACUCAGCCAAAAUAAAAAAAAUCACAGUUUAGUAGGUAUACCUCCAAUGAAAUCAUGCAUACAUUUAAUUAUAAAAGAAAGGAUUCCAGGGGGAAACACCACCCCUGAAGUCACAGGUAGGAAGUCCCUCAAAAGUCCACAUAUGUGUAGUUAAAACAUAACUUUUAUUGACCACUAUAAAUAAAGUUAUAAAUAAUGAAAGAACCAAGAAAUAAAUAAAGUGAAUACAGACAGGAAAUAUAAUGAUGAAAAAAAUCACUUAUACAUAGGAGAGUUACCUUAAAACUAUAGUUACUAAAGGAACCAAUACCAUCAUGGAAAAUAACUCUUAUCCUAUAUACAGGUGCCGUAAUAAGAUAUAGUAGGACAAACUAACGUGCAUUGGGGGUAUAUAACCUAUAUUAAUAACGCAUGUAGAUAAAAAUCUACAGCUACCCAAAUGCCUUCACUAGGAUCCUAUGUCCUUAGAUUGUCAGAGGUCGUGUAUCCUACUAAAUGUGGUUUAAAGGACCACUAUAGUGCCAGGAAAACAUACUCGUUUUCCUGGCACUAUAGUGCCCUGAGGAUGCCCCCACCCUCAGGGUCCCCCUCCCGCCCGGCUCUGGAAAGGGGAAAGGGGUUAAAACUUACCUUUUUCCAGCGGGGCUCCUCCUUCUCUCCUCCUCCGUUUCCUGCCCGGAAAUGCUUGCGCAAGUAGCUUGGCGCAUUCAAUGAUGCAAAAAGCAUUUACAAUGCUCCUAUGUGGGCUAGUGUGCUCUCACUGUGAAAAUCACGGUGAGAAGCACGCAUAGCGCCUCUAGUGGCUGUCAAUGAGACAGCCACUAGAGGAAAUAGGGGAAGGCUUAACCCAUUCAUAAACAUAGCAGUUUCUCUGAAACUGCUAUGUUUAUUAAAAAAUGGGUUAACCCUAGCUGGACCUGGCACCCAGACCACUUCAUUAAGCUGAAGUGGUCUGGGUGCCUAGAGUGGUCCUUUAAGUGAAUUGCUAAAAGUCACCAAACAAAAAGUAGCAACCGAUAGAUACAAAUAGCAAAACAUUACAUGAUGAACAGGAGGUCCUUAUGUCCUUGUAACAUAUUGUAAUAAUAUUAUAAUCCUUCCACUUCUCUGAGUCACAGCAAUAAUACAAUCCUGGCUGUCUGAAGAGAAGGGCACCUAAUACUGCCUAAAGAGGAAAUAAGAGUCUAAGGGGAUGACUGUGGGGAGGGGAAGUACUGAUUCUACAAAUAAACCGUGAUAUCUCCUAACCCUGUAUCAACUCCCUUCCUCCCUCUAAGAUCCCCGUGAAGCCAACUGUGAAACACCACUAGAUUACGGAAAAAUAAAUAAAUUCCUGUCUGUUUGUUUAUAGCUGCCUAACGCGUGUUUCAGCGCUGCUAAAGCGCCUUCAUUCAUCUGAGGCUAAACAGUGGGGCUUACCUAACGGAGUCAAAUUUAUGAGGACACUGGACCAAUUGACAGCUGGGGGUGUGUUCGCGCUGUCCGCGUCAAUAGCAAGCUUAAGUGCUUUAAAAUCUGGAGUGUCCCUUUAAUUACUGUUUCUUGUGUGAUGCACAUUCAUAGUUUUGCUGGCAUUGUUGACAGAAUAUCUGUUUUGGAGUAUAUAAAACUUGAAUGUUUCACUAGUUAACCUUUGUUUCCAAAGUGGACACCACUGACGGAGAAAAAACCCACAGCAUAUCCCACAAGCGGGGAUUAUACCGCUGUAUGCGCUUCUAUCCUAGAGCUGGACAUAAGCUCUAUUAAAUGUGAGUUGUUUAAUAUUAUCUUUCCAUACGUCACUUUUGGAAUUAUACAAUACUGCACUACUGGUCGUCCCUUCUCUCUCCCCUUUUGUCUUUUAUAUGAGUGGAACCUAUACAGCUUAUGAAGACUUCACUGCUGCAACACUUACUAUAAAGACUAUCCGCAAGGACACUUAAGUUGAACUUUUAUUUUUUAUUUUUAUUUAUUACGUUGGACAUUUUUUCUUAGUCACUCUAUUUUUACUCUCUUAUUGGCGCAGCCUUUUAUUAUUGUUUUUACUGUCUUGUUUUAAAAGGGCUUGGAGGGUUUCCCUUUUUAAGGUUGCUGCCUGUUUAUUAAUUAGCACUGUCUCUCCUUUCCAUAUACUCCUUUCCAGGACUGGUGCAAGCAUUUUUGCCUCCCCUGGCAAAAAAUAUUUUGCCGCCCUCACUCAUACAGACUAACACACGCUGGCUCAAGUAUAAACACACACUGAUCCAUGCAAACUAACGCACAUGCACUGACCCAUAUACACACUCUGACCCAUGCAGACACACAUAUACAGACACACACUGACCCAUACAGACACAACGGUUAUCGCCUCGCGCAAACAGAGUGGAGGGGCUGCUGAAUCUGGUGUGCUGUUUCCUGAUCAUAUUUGGGGCUAGAAGUGCGAGACUGGAGGAUCCCAACUUUCUACACUGAUCGGCUUUUCUUGUCUGUAUCUGGUCAAGUGCUGCAAUCCACUCAGUAUACCCUGUCUAGGCAUAUGCUGAUAUUUUAUUAUCUCAUGUAUUCAAGCCCACAUUAGAUCCUUAGCUCCUAUUAACAGCUGCUAUACUGUUUACUGUCGGUUAUUACCCACUCUAUUUUGUUCAUGAUGUGAUUGCCUCAGUUUUCAUCCAUUAUUAUUUUGUCUGAAAUGCAGGCCUAGCAUAAGUUUAAGUAAAUGUCACUAUAUAUCUUGCAGCAGAUCAUCUUGUAGUUUCCUUACAAUGGCCUCAGUCUAAGCGGAAACUUAGCCUUGUUUAUAAUACUGACAAGGUGUGUAUUCUUUUUGACAUACAUAACACCUGUUUGCUACUAUCGUUAUUCAAUGUCUUGCUCAUGUCAGGAUUUCUCUUCUCUUGACUGAUUUAUAAUAUUUUUUUUUUUUUUUAAAGUGCAAGUCUCUCAACAUGACCUGUUCUGUACCUGCAAUUUUCUUUGUUCCCUAACUAUUAAUGCCAUAUCAUUAUCUGCUUUUGUUCCUUUCUAUGCACUACUAAAAAAAAGAAAAAAAAUGUAAUGGAGAAAUUCGCACCACUUCAUCCUGCAGUUGUGUACCUGUAUCUUGGCGAGUGUGUGUGUGUGUGUGUGUAUGCAUGCAUCAGUGUGUGUACGCGUGUUUCAGCGUGUUUAUCAGUGUCUGUCAGUGUAUCUCAAUAAAUGCAUCACCAACACUGUGUAGAUUUUAUUUAUUUUUUUAAAGAUUGCAGUUUAUGUGCUAUUGAUAUCUAAAUCUUACAGUAGUAUAUACAGCCAGUGAGUAUUACAGACAGACAGUAUAAUUUCAAAUCUUGUAUUUCCUACAAACUUUGCCUGCAGAAUGUAAUCAUAAAAUAUAAUUGCUUCAUCUUUAUCUUCAUCCACCUAUUUAAAAUUGACGGGGCAAAUUAACAUAGAAAAAAAAACAUUUUAAAAUCAUUUGGGGGAAAAAAGUCAUUUUUGGUUUUCGAUCAAGGGCAUCCUGAAUUUUCGGUUUCGGCUCAGAAUUUUCAUUUCGGUGCAUCCCAAGUUCUAAAUUUACUUUCCCACUUGACAGUCAGCAUAAAGAAAGCAUACAGAGAAAAUAAAUUAAGAUUUUAUUUUAAAUGCAGAGCAUUAUAAUGCCUUAUAAUAUGGUAUCUUAAUACUGUGCCCUGUAUAAUCCAUGUAUGUACUAGACCACACAGGUGAAAGAGAUGUGUGCGUAGAGUAUUCAACUCUGUUGCUCCACAAUGCUUGUCCAGAUUCCUGUUCACUGUAGAGAUAGAUCUUGGUUUAAUUGUGGUAUGAAUUGCCAAGAUGUGACAUACUGAUGUGCCAAUGGAGUAUAUGUUUGAGAAAUUUUUGUUUAGGGUGCACAUUUCCUUUUGUUUUCCUGUUUGUGAAUGUGAUGAUUCACAUAACUAGGUUGAUAUGUAUUUUAUCCGUGACACAUCGGGGUAAUGAAAAGCAUCUUAACAUUCAUAAUAUUUCUUAUAGGAAAAACGUGGACAUCGUGAAAUGAGUUUUCUUGGUAAUUUCAAUAACAGCAUAUCUGAAACCAAAGAAAACACUCUUACAGAAUGUUCUGAUUUAAUGCAAGAUCAGCUGGCAUCAAUUCUUAAGACAUGUAAGUAGAUAUGAUAAUGCUUGAAUUACCCUACAUAAAUGCAUCUCUAUGAGGGAAGUUCAGUGUCUUCAGUGUCUCCAUGCAGAGGGUGGAUACAUUGAAUGUCAGUGCUCCACACUGUGCAGCACUGCACCAGGAAGCAUCUUUUGUAGCCAUCUGAGGAGUGGCCAGUGGAGGUAUCAUUAGCCUGUAAUGUAAACAGUGGUGUACCUACCAUGGUCGCAGGGGCCGCAGCCACGACCGUGGGCCGCCUAUAUGCCGUCCCCUCCGUGUUCCCCCUGUCAUGGGGGGCUCAAGAGGUGGCCCACUGGCCACCUAAUGGACUCCCACGGCAGGCGGCAGAGUUCCUGUCAGAUGUGGCGAGGGAGCUGUGAUGUCUCUGCUCUGCUCCCUCGCACGCCGUUUACUGAUGCCGGGAGCCGGAAUAUGACGUCAUAUUCCGGCUCCUGGCAUCAGUAGACAGCCCACGAGGAAGCAGAGCAGAGAGAACACAGCUCCCUCACCGCGUCUGAAAGGAACUCUGCCGCCCGCCACAUUGAAGCCCCACUGGACCCCAGGGACAGAUCCACGCCAGCUCUCCAGGUAGGGAGGCUGGGUGGACAUUUUAAUAUUAAUAAUUUGUGUGUGUCUGUAAGUGUAUAUGUGUGUGUGUGUGUCUUUACAUGUGUCUGUAUGUAUGUGUCUGCAUGUGUAUCUGUUUGUCUGCAUUUGGGGGAGGCGAAGGGGUGGCUGGGACGUGUGGGGAAGGAGGUUGAUGUAUGGGGGGCCCCAGGGCAAUUUUCGCACCGGGGCCCCGUGGUUUCUAGUUACGCCUCUGAAUGUAAACACUGCUUUUUCUCAGAAAAGACAGUGUUUAUUGCAAAAAGCCUGCACAUACUGACAGGGGCGUACCUAGACCAUUUGGCACCCAGGGCAGACCCUGUAUUUGCUCCCCCCAACCCCCACCCACAAUUUUGUUUUUCAAUGUUUUCAAGAAUAUUUAUUGCACAUAAUAAUUGUGCACCCUCCACACAUACAAACCCUGCACCCACCCUACACAUCAAAUUCAUACUCUCCCUUCGUAUAAAAACCCUGCACCCCAUCACAUAAAGUUCAUACACACCCUACACAAAAAACCCUGCACCCCCCCUUAAUAAGAAAAAAACCUGUGCACACCUCCCCUUAAUAAAAAAAACAACCUGCACUCCCCCCUUAAUAAAAAAAAACCUGCACACCCCCUUAAUUAAAAAAAAAAAAACCUGCACACUCCUGCCCCCGCCUCCUUAAUAAAAAAUAAAAAAACCCGCCCUUUUUGGUUUUCUUAUCCGUUGCAGUUUUUUUCCAUCACAGUAUCAUCUUAGAGGGAUGUUAUCACUUUUAACAUGUUUAAGUAGCUCUAUAAAACCAAAUGUGGUAUCACUUAAAAAAAUAAACACAAGAUUCUCAAACACAUAACUGGUCAAAAACCAUCUGUAUGAAAUAGUGCAAAUGAGGCUAAUUGUACAUUGACACUGGCAGUAGGAAUAGAAGCUAAAUAAAUGGUUUAAGCUCUUAUAUUAACUCCGAAACACUGGUUGUAGUGUAUAGUCCUAAGAGUUUUAUUUCAUGUUACAUAAGACUCUGUUUAAACAGGAGAAGUUUUUGCAUGACUCACUGUUAUGAAACCAUCAGUUUGAUUAGCUGAACUGCAAAGAUGCAAUCAUUGCAGAAAGCUCAGCUUCAUAUUCAGAAUCCAAAAUCAAAGAAACCAAAUGUACUUAAAGGACCACUAAAGUCGUCCAGGCCACUUCAUCCAGAUGAAAUGACCUAGGUGUGGUGGUCCUUUUGAUAUAACCCUGCUAUGUAAAACUUUGCAGGUUUUUUUUUAGCAAUUAAAUCCACUUUUAGAAGCUGUCACACUGACCGCCACUAGAGGAAAUUACGAGGCACUGAAUAUGUAAAAUCUGGUCAUGUGACACAGAAGCCCCCAUAUUCAGUGCCGUCACAUUCUAUGUUUCUAUGAGAAAAACAUUGAUUUAUUGCUUUCAUAUGGGAAAGCUUAACUGCACAUACGGAGUUUGCCGCGCAUCAGAUCCACAGUGCUUCUCUAUAAGGAUCAUAGUAUUCAACCAUCGAUGGAGGAUAUGCUUCCUUCAUUACAUUGCAGAAGGGGGAGAGGUGAGUAGCUCUGAAGGAGUCUCUGCACUGCAGAAAGGUAAGUAAGUAUGAAAAGAAGAGAUGCACUUACAGAACAUGGAGCUGUCAAUUAGCUCUAGUUGGUGCACUUGAGUGGUACAAUCCCUGCUUAAGGAUUUGUACUGUCUCUUGAUCCAAGCAGGUAUUUCAAAGUGUGUACUACUUUGGUAAUUUGAACAGUGAAAUGGCUGUAGUGCCCUAAUGUGAAACACGAGCCCAUCAAAAUUCUAAGUGUGCGGGCGUGGCUUGGACCGCCACACGCAUGUAAAGUUCCUGCGGCUCACGGACUAAGGAGCUACAAAUAUUUGGUGUUACGAGCAGAUUUGGGCUAGGAAAGCAGAUACCCACCUACCUAAUGUCCCAGAGAAGCAAAGGCAAGCUUUCCAAGGCGGGCAAAGCCUCCUUCUUUCUGGCACGAGCUCUGGCAGGGAAGGCCCGAUCCUAGAUGGCGGUGAUUACCGCUCGAGGGAUGCAUUACCCUCCCCCGGCCUCCCCAAGCUCUGUUUUAAAGGAGGGACCACUCACUGCAACAGGGAUGAGAUAGAUCCCUAAUGUCUGAACUCACAGACAAAAUGCAGGCCAAUAUCACAAAACAGAUACAUACCCUGAACACAGACCUCUGCAGGGAACUGCUGGAUAUUGGGCACAGAACAUCCCAAGUGGAACAAAAGGAUGAUUUUGCAACUGGACAAAAUGGCCUGGCAGACAAGAUCCAAGAGAUGACACGUUUCAAUUUAAAAGCAAGGGGCAUUGGCGCCUCAACGAGUCGCUACUGAGCUAUAGUUCGUUUCGGGCUUCCGUUCAGUCUGAACUGACAGAAUACUUUAGGGACAACAGGUCUGGCGAAGUGACAGACAACAUAGUAUGAAAUGCCCAUAAGGCAGUGGUCAGAGGGUUAUUUAUCAGGAGAUCCUCCUACCUUAAGAAACAGAGGUAAUCCAAACUCCUGGAAGCCUAUAAGGAACUUGCGAUGCUGUCCGCAAAAAACAAGUCACAACCUUCAUAAACACUACUAGCCAAAAUGAAUGCACUACAUUUAACACUAGCCAUAUUACAUGCAUAAAAGACGAACCGCCUCCUACAUAAACUAAAAGCCAAUACCUACUACACCUCUGGUAAAGCCACUAAAUGCCUAGCGGCCAGGCUCUAUGCUAAAAUGGCACAAACUAAGAUAUCCCACAUCAUAGAUGAAGAGGGAAAUAAGCACAUUGACCCCCAAGCAAUACGUUGCAUAUUUACAAACUUUAAUUCCAAAUUGUACAAUCUACCGAGUGACAACAACAUACCCCACCCUAUGCCAUCAGACAUCAACCAAUACCUAACCAAUAUCUCAUUACCUAGACUCACUGAGGAGCAGGUGCACUCUCUCCAGCAACCUAUCACCAUGGAGGAAGUCACACAAACCAUCAAACACUUACCUCCAGGAAAAUCCCUGGGAGCGUAUGGGCUCUCCAAUCUCUAUUAUAAAACGUUUAGCGCUAUAUUGGCACCACAGCUUCUAAGGGUUUACCAGGCGACUGCAGAAUCAGGCAUAUUACCACUCAAAAUGCUCCUAGCCACGAUAGUCACAAUCCCCAAACCAGACAAAGCACCAGAUAUAUGCAAAAACUAUAGAGGUAUCUCCCUUCUUAACACAGACGCAAAAAUUUAUGCUAAGAUAAUUGCCAAUAGGCUGAGCCCAAUCAUACCACAUCUAAUUCACGAUGACUAGACCGGGAUUUUGUGCUGGGCCACCAGGGCCUAGAUAAUACCCAGAAGCUUACGUUGAUACUGCAAGAACUUGGAAGGUCGAGCUGAGGAGGACUUCUACUUGCAUUAGAUGCUGAAAAAGGUUUUGACCGUCUCAACUGGGCCUUCCUACAACAGGUGCUGGUCAGAUAUGGAUUCCCACCACAAGUGAUUCGACAAAUAUUUGCACUGUAUUCUUCCCCCUCAGCACAGGUGAUCCAGUCUGGAUUCCUCUCCCCUGCAUUUCGAAUUACAAAUGGAACGCGGCAGGGGUGCCACCUCUCCCCACUUCUCCAUGUCCUGGCAUUGGAGUCCCUAUUACAACUCAUUAGACAGGACCAGAACAUACAAGGAGUACGACUGGGAGAGAAACAGAUAAAAAUCAGCACCUUUGCUGAUGAUGUACUGUUAUAUGUUACUAAUCCAAAGGAAUCCCUUCCCACUUUGUUGAAUCUAAUUAAGGCCUAUGGGUGUGUCUCCUACUACUCUGUGAAUGCGGCCAAAACACAGGCCAUGCCUUUAGGCAUCCCAGCACCCCUCCUCACAACCCUUACCCCCACCUACAACUUUGAUUGGAGAACAGACUCCAUAAAAUAUUUAGGGUUAACGAUUAUGAAAACUCCUGCGAACCUGAUGGCGAACUACAUAGCUGUCUGGAACAAAUGUAACCAGUUAUUGAAACAAUGGGCACCACUGUACCUGUCCAGGACAGACUACGUAGUAUUACUUAACAUGUCCAUAUUGCCAAGCUUGUUGUAUCUGUUCCGUACUCUCCCUCUCCGCCUAGCCCAUUCCAUUUUAAAGCGAUCCAGUCAGACGUGGGGAGAUUUGUGUGGGCAUGGGGAAAGGCCCGGGUGCCCCUUAAGCUGCUACAAGCCAGUGGUAUUUAAUACCGACCAGAUUACAUAAAAUUUUCCCUUCCACCCCCUCAGAUUGUUGGAGAUGUCAUGGGGCCGAGGGCACGUUCCACCAUACGUGGUGGCAGUGUGCGCAGUUGGGUCACUACCGUACGCAAGUCCAUGAGCUGUCCCGAGACAUAACGAACAGCACCCUCCCCUUUACCCCUAAAACAUACCUGUUGCUGGAUCUCCCAAUGAGGAUGCCCCAGUACAAAAGAAAGAUGUUCUUACAUAUUGCUUGGACAGCACAGCAACUAACAGCAAGGCGGUGGAAGUCUCCUGUAUCCCCUAAGAAAGACCUAGUUGAGGAAUUGAACAAACAAUGGAUAUACGAGACUUCCUAUUCAUUCCUCUUCCCUCCUUCCACACUCUACCUGAAAUGUGGGAACUCCUGGCACACAUGGAGUUCAGGUACCCUAAGGGGAUUGUUACUGAAUGUCAUUUCAUGUAUGUACUACAGGCCUGACCUCGACCUCACUUGCCUAAUACCGGGUCGGUGAUGAACAACAGUAGAACCUCCAUGCAUUACUUGACUGUUGAAGAUUAAAAGGGUGUUGCAGCACAAUUGUCAAUGUAUUACAAUGUACCAAAUAUGCAUUCCCUCCCCUCCCUCUUCCCCUCUCUAUUUCUAUAGCCCUUGCCUAUCUCUGCUUUAAAACUCAAAAUAAAAGUUUAAAAUCUGAAAUGGUCAGAUCUAUUAUAUGGUGCUGUAGCUUCACAGGAUAGAUAUAACUAGGGGUAUUUUUGUACUCAGAAGCUGUUGCUGAACACAUUGUGGGAUUUUGCAUAGUACUAGCACACAUCAGGUUCAUGAAAUACAGUACAUAUUUUAAAAAAAACUUCUUAUAAAUGUGUGUGUUAAAAAAACAAACUACAUUUUACUACAAGAGAGUAGCAGUUAAAUGGCUACAUAAAAAGUGACAAAUUACCCUCCAGUAAAUGUUGGUAGAUAUGUCUACCUAAUAUACUUUUAUGCGGCAGUUUUGAUUUCUGUGAUGGCUAAUAAACUUAGAGUACAAACAUACACAUUGAAAUGUUAUUUUUACCCCUUGUAUUUUGUGAUCUGUAACUACCAAGAAUAAACUGAAAUCUUGGACAUAUGUGAUGUACUCUUUAAAUUAUUACAAAUUAAAUGUAAUUUACUUUUUAUUUCUUUUUCUUAAGCUGCACUGGCAAUUAAUUAUUGCCAUAACUGAAAAAAAGGUUAAUUUGUAUUGCAUUUUUGUGUAUUGUUGUUAUAAUUAAUGAGAAUUUCUGUACAGUAUAUGUCACGUCAAAUUAAAGCCUCUUUUGUCCUUUUAACAACUGUACAUAAUAUGUGUUGGUGCAAUAAAUGAGAAUGAUGGAAACUGCGGUUGAACACACACACAAAGUAAAAAUGCAAAAAAACAUUUGGCCCUUAAAGGUACAGUGUAGUGUUAGGGUUACAAAUCUAUAUUCCUACCACUACAGUAUUAAUGUCCCUAUUUAGUUUUAGCCCCUCAACUGCAAAUUUAAAAAAAAUAAAGAAAUAAAUGAAAUCAAAAUAAAUCAUAGGCCAUGAUGUGCCUGUGAUUCUGCCAUAAAUUAUGAUCAGGUAUGAGAGUCAGGAAGUAACAGUCCCAGUUCUCUUACCCCAGAGGACUUGGAGUUGUGGCUUGAUACCACACUUACAAGCCUUAUAAUUAGUAAAAUGUUUACAUUUGGGUACAAGGCACUAUAACAACUUUAUCUAGAUAAAGUUGUUCUAGUUAGUACAGUGUUUCUUUAAGUGAAAAAUAAACAAAGCUUGGUCUUUAUAGGGUAAAGUAACAGUCAUUUGACUGUUUGGUAGAUACGCCUUCUCAUUAAUACUAACAAAGUGAGUUUUGCAUGUAUGUAUAUAUAACCUAUCACGUGAUGUGUUUGUGUGUGUGUUUGUAUUUUUAUGCUUACAAAAUUGUGAUAAGAUAAACAGGUGGUGUGCAGUGCAAUGACCUAAAAACAUGACCCCACAAUACACCCGGUCCCAAUAAUGUAAUUGUGAGACAAAAAAAAUUAAAUAAAUGACAAAUACCUAGAGAGGAUAAUGUACCGUAUAUACUGGAGUAUAAGCCGAAUUUUUCUGCACAUUUUUUGUGCAGAAAAAGCCCCACUCUGCUUAUACUCGAGUCAGUGUCUGUAUUAUGGCAACUUACAUUGCCAUAAUACAGACCAGGACCGCUGGGCUUAAUACAAGCCCGGCGGUCCUGUUGGGGGCUGGCAGCGAGCUGUUACUUACCUUUUGUAGCAGCUCCGGUCAGCUCCCUUCACCUCCGUUCCUUCCGCUCACUGUCAGCUCCCUUCACUUCCACUCCGUUCAGCUCACUGUCUAAAUCUCGCGAGUCCUGCGGCCAUCAGAGCGUUGCCACGGGUUACCGUGGCAACACACCACGCGGCACACAGACCGCGAGAUUUAGACAGCUGAAUGGAGUGGAAGUGAAGGGAGCUGACCGUGAGCGGAAGGGAACUUAGGUGAAGGGAGCUGACCGGAGCUGCUACAAAGAUAAGUAACAGCUUGCUGUUGGCCCCCCCUGCUCAGCCCAUGCCACUGGACAACCAAGGAAUGAGAGAGCACCCCUCCUUGGCCAGGUAACAAGCAGGGAGGGGGGACAAAAAAAUUAAACAAUUAAAUAAUAAAAUAAAUUUUAAAAAAAUGAAAGUAAUUAUAUUAAAAUUAAAACAAAAUAUUAAAAUAAAUAUUAAAAAUAAUACGAAUGCCCUCCCCCCACCCAGUUUACACAUACACACACACUACACAAACACGCGCACACACUGCAUUCAUACAAACACACUGCAUUCAUUAUAUACACACACUACACACAAACACUCUGUAUUCAUUAUAAAUAAAUAUUUUAAAUAAACACUGUAAAUAAAUAUUCAAUUAAUGUAAUUUUAUUGGAAACUAAUUUUAUUUAGAAAUUUACCAGCAGCUGCUGCAUUUCCCACCCUAGUCUUAUACUCGAGUCAAUAAGUUUUCCCAGUUUUUUGGGGUAAAAUUAGGGGCCUCGGCUAUAUUUGGGUCGACUUAUACUCGAGUAUAUACAGUAUAUAGAUUUUCCCUGCAACAUAAACAAAAGUAUACACUCUCAUAGAGUAAUAUAGUAGUAACUCAAGGUAUUUUCCACAAUAAAAUCUAUAAGCGAUCAACUCACAUUUUAAUGAGUCUAUAAAAAAAAUGGCUCAGGUAGUACAGCUCCAGAUAUCAGAGGGAUCCUCAUUCAGUAAGAUCAGGAAUGGUAGGCCCUCACAGUGGAGAUAGAUGAAGUACACCAACUUUCAAUUUAAAAUCAAAUGGUAUUUAUUACACAAAAGAAAAGUUUAAAAGCUUACAUAUAAAGUGCCUCUAUCCCACAGUUCAUUAGUCCAAAAUUAAGCGUUUCAACGUUUUAACUAGCGUCUUCCUCAGGUGGGAAAAUUACAAAAUUGUCGUGCUUUAGGAGCGCAAAAAACUUUUAGCGUUACUAUUUUUUUACUUUAAGAAAAUGUUGUGGGGCUGUUCACUUACUCUCUUGUUUCUGUGUGGUAUAUUUGUAGCACAAUUUAAAAUCCUUAAAUGCUUAUAUGGUUGCUGUCAAAAAUGCAAAUAAAGGAAAGAUUUGUAACUUCUGCCCAUCUGUUAGCAAUCUCAGAUCUGAUUUGCUUUUCCUUUCCUGUGUGCCGAGAAGUACAGUUUGCCCUUUCUUGUGAGCAGAGUAACAUGGUGAAGCCUUGACAUACUUUCCUGCAUAAUAACUGUCACAAUGAUCUAUCCCGGGGCACUUCCUACACACUGUUUUCACUAUGGCUGCAGCCAUUUCUGAUGCCUUUUACACAAUCAGAUUACGCAUAUGAAUGUCUGACGGAAUUGUUGAUCAGUCAGGUAAUUUCAUUUCUAUUUUUCUUCUUCAGUGGAAAGUGCCAACCAUGCUAUCCAUAGGCUCCAGCAUAGAGAACAGGAACAACUGAAGGUAAACACUGAAGGUUUUUAGUUUGUUUUUUUAAAUGUCUUAAAUAAACAAAAACCCUUGUUCCUGCUGGUUCACUAAAGGUUUUUUUUUUUUUAUGUUUUAAAUUAAGGAAAAACCCUUGCUGGAUCUUAUUUUCUUGCAUUACACUGUGAUUUUCUUUGGAUCUGUUAAUGUGAUUACAUGUUCAGUGCAUACAAUCUGCUUUAGAAUAAGUCAAAAAUGAAAAAUGUAAAAAAUAUUUUCAAUAUUCCCCACCACCUCCAGUAAAGAGAAACAUGUACAUUCAUGGAGUCUGGGAAAAAGUGGUACUAAAUGUAGGUACUACUUCUUAUGUAUACCAUUUAUUUUUGGCAAUUUCUAGCAAUGGAGGAGCUUAAAGGAGCACUUCAAGCACCAUAACCACUACAAUUCACUGUUGUGGAUAUUGUGCAUAGAGUGAAAUUGCUCCCCCCUCUCACCCAAUGUGGCUAAGCGCAUCAGCUGCUCACUCUCUGACAAUGAGCUAAGCCCUGCAUAACAAGUAUUUGUUCAAUUAAGGGAGUUUCGACCUGCGCCCAAUGGACCCCUGGUGAGCUGUCAUGCUGCUAGCAAUAGAUUUUUCCCAACAUCUGUUUGUCAAAUGUCUUUGGUUAUCAUGUAUAAGUGUGUCCUGAACCAACUUGCAUGAGUUUUCCGUGGUCUGGAUAUGUGCAUUUACAAGUUCAAGCGCAUGCUCACAGAAGUCCAAUUGUGAGAGGAGAAAAUAUGAAUGCUGAAGGUGCCAAGAGAUCAAUAUCCUGUGCAACAAAGAUAAUGAAAUAGUUACUGGACAAGGAGAAAUCUAAUAAUGAAAGAGACAAAAGAGACAGUGUUGCUUUAAUUAAGAUAAUUGAUAUAGCGAUAAUCACCAUCUUGUUAAAAUCCAGAUGUGUUUUGUGGAGAAUUGCCCAGUGGAUUACAAAUUUUAGGAAAAAAUAGUCGAAUUCUCAAACUUUAACCAGCUAAGCUAUUUUGGAUUGAAAUUUAUUAUUUCCUUGACUAUUCUUAAGAAUCUCACAAGUGGUUAACAGGUGUGCGUAUGCAUGCUUGUUGAUGUAUACCUAUGUGCAGUUUUAUUUUUUUCCGUCAUAGUCACAUGGAAUGUAGCUCUUUAUGGAUGACAAAAUAAUUGAUAUCAGGUGAAAGCAAUUUAGUUGUGGAAGGUGUGAAGGCAUCUGGACACGGAGCAGUGGUCUGCUAAAUCUCCCUCAUCUCCAUAUUCACUGUGCUUCUUGCAUGGAAAACGUGAUGCAGUCCGCUUCAUUCAAUAUUCUUUGAGAAGAGGUUUCUGAUUAAAUGGAAUUCCCACCACCCAAAAACGACUAGUACUUAAUUGCCUCCAAAAAUUAGUGAUUGCAAAGACUACACCUUAGUAAUGUACACAGUUGUAAUGUUCUAAUGUAUGCAUUAGCAAUACAACCAACCUAAAAAUGUAUGUGAACAGCUAGAAAUAUGAACAAAACAUAUAAGGCAAGAGUGACUAAAUGGCAGAUCCCACUUUUUAGAGAACUAUAACUAAUGUGAUACUUUGCCACCCCUACUUCUGGCAAAGCAUUGUGGCGUUCUCAUUACAGACCAUAUGGCUUGCAUUUAAUUACAGUGUUUGUGGGGAAAAAAAGUAUUUUGAUGCCUGAAUAAUAUCUGCCUUACAAUGUUAGGAUUAGGGGCAUGUCCUUUAACCCCUUAAGGACCAAACUUCUGGAAUAAAAGGGAAUCAUGACAUGUCACACAUGUCAUGUGUCCUUAAGGGGUUAAUAAUCAUUCCUCCAAAUGAUGUUACAUCUCUUAGAACGAGUUUCAUUAUUAUGAUCUCUCUGCUUAUAGUUUUCAUACAAAAGGAAUGAAGCCCAUAAGUGCCAAAGUAAAUUAACUUGAAUUUUAUAUCCCAAAGCAUAUGUAUAUGGUCCUUCCAUCUCUCUUUUCCUGCUUUGGAAGGGAAGUAAUACCUGUACAUCAAGCAUGUCAAACUCAAAGGCUAACACAGCCAAAUAAACAAGGUUUAAGUUCAUGUGGGCCGCAAAAAAAACACAAAACUUUUGUUUUCAUAGAAACUUAGGCUUAUUUAGAAAAGUACAGUAUAAAAAAAAGUUGCCUUACUGACACUGGACGUCAUCACGCUCGUAGGACUUCAAAGUAAACAAAAGGGCAAAUUUAUUUUGAGACAUGCAUUUGCAUAUAACUAAUGUUUCAGUCCAACUACCUUGACAUAUUAAGAAAAGUUUGGUAAUGGGACUGAAAUGGUGAAAGUAUGCUGUUGCACAGCUGUAAAAAACCAAAUAAUGUUAUAUUGUUUAUUUUAAAGUCCUAGGAGUGUGUUCUUCACUUUGGCUGAGAUCAUCAAACAUGAUGAUCUCAGCCAAUCCAAUGCUUUCCCAUAUGAAAUAAUUGUGAGGCUAUUGUGCAUGUGUGGCAAAAAGCUGCGCGGCCAAUCAGCAUCUCCAUGGGAGUGUUCAGCGCCUCCAUGCAGACCCAAUCUAAUACACUGCCCUUCCUCCCACUCUAAUACAUUGCCCACAAAUUCAAUACACUGCCUCCCCCUCCCAUCACUCUAAUACACUGCCCCACUCACUCCCCACUGUAAUACACUGCCACAUCCCCCAAAUUAAUACAUUGCCCUCCCCCAAAUUUAACACACUGCCCCCUUUCCCACCACUACACUGCCCCACUCCCUCCCCCAAUUUAAUGCACUGGCCCCUUCCCUCUCCCAAAUGAAUACACUGCCCUCUCUCCCAAAUUAAUAUUUCUUUUUUAUAAAUGUUUUUUCCCCAAUUUAUUAUAUUUAUAUAUAUAUAUAUAUAUAUAAUUUCACACACACAUUACAUGUUUAUGUAUGUAUAUAAAUAUGUACACACAUAUGCCUAUAAUACGUGUGUGUGUGUGUGUAUAUAUAUAUAUAUAUAUAUAUAUAUAUAUAAACACAAGAUCCAGCGCACUCACCUAUCCACUAAACGGCAACUUCAAUGUUUACAUUGCCGUUUAGUGGAUAGGUGAGUGCGCUGGAUCUUGUGUUUUGUAUUAUUUGGCCCCCAGCAGCACCCCCAUUUAUGCAUGUUCAGGUGAGUGCAGCCAACCCCCCCUUGUUUUUUAUAUAUAUAUAUAUAUAUAUAUAUAUAUAUAUACACACACACACACUUUUAUUUCCUAUAUAUGUCAAAUAUAUUAAUAAAGCAUUUUAAAAUAUAUUAUACAUCUAAAUGCAUAUAUAUGAUUUCAUUAUAAGUGUACUUUGAGAUAUAUACACAUAUCUCAAAAUACACUUAUAAUGAAAUCAUAUAUAUGCAUUAUAGAUGUAUAAUAUAUUUUAAAAUGCUUUAAUUAUAAUAGCUGUCCACCUGCUGGCUGCUCAUAGAGUCCUUUUUUGUCGAUGUGAUCAUGGUGCUCACAUGGCCCUGGAGGGCCGGGUUUGUGGGAGAGGCUGCAGGGGGACUGCUGGGAUCUCUGGGAGUCCUACCUGACCGUGAUCACCGCAGAUCGCCGGUCCAGAUGAGUCCAGGGCUCCUAUUUGCCGCAGAUAUUCCAGGUAUGUGCGUGGUCCUUAACGACCGUUUUUGUCAGACGUACCUAGUACGUCCACGGUCGUUAAGGGGAUAUACAUAGAAUAAAAUUAUAUAUAUAUCUAAGUGUGUUUUUAUAUAAAUAUAUAUAUUUUAAUAUCAAAAUACAGUUAGAAUAAAACUACAUAAAUACAUAAUUUUUUAUUUUUUUUAUUUUUACAGCUUUUUAUUUAUUUCUAAUUCAUUGUUUUUUAUAUUUAUUUUUUACUCUAAAUGUAUUUUUAUAUUAAUUAAUAGUAUGAUGUUGUAUAUAAGAUUAUAUAUGUGUGUGUGUGUGUAUGUAUAUAUAUAUGUGUGUGUGUGUGUGUGUGUGUGUGUGUGUGUGUGUAUGUAUGUGUAUAUAUAUAUAUAUAUAUAUAUAUAUAUCAUAUACACCCCCUGUUGGCAGCACUAUUGACACCUAUUGCGGCUAUGUGACCGCUCUUUUAGAGCGGUCAUAUGGCCCCUGGGGGUCCUAGUUUGCAGAGGGGGGGGACUGUCUGCGCUCCGCCCAGACAGUCCCCCCUCAGAAGAAGACCAAUCGCCCGGUGGGGGAAUGGCGGCAAUCUGUAAGUACAUGGGGAGGGAGGGCAGAGGUUAAUUGUUUAAACAACUGACAGUGAGGGGGGGGGGUAUUGUACGAUGCCUCGACAUCGAGGCAUUGUAAUUACCCAUAGAGCGAUUGCUUCCAGUGCUCAAAUUUCCCGCAGACGUACCUGAUACGUCCGCGGUCCUUUAAAGACUGUUUUUUGUCUGACGUACCUGAUAUUUCCAUGGUCACGAAGGGGUUAAACGGACAAUAUAGUCGCCAGAACAACUACAGCUUAUUGUAUUUGUUCUGGUGAGUAGAAUCAUUCCCUUUAGGCUUCUUGCUGUAAACCUGUAAACCAAGCAUGUCAAACUCGCGGCCUACAAGGGACAUAUUUGCCGCCCAGCGAGCCGCGAAUACAUGCCUAGUGUUCCAAGCAGAGUAGGCACCUGCUUUACCCACAUUGCAGGUGCCCACUCUGCUAAAACUUACCCGGCCGGGGAGGAGGGCCAGCGAGGGAGCUCAGUGUUUCUGCUCCUCACUGCUCCCUCUCCAUCUGUUGUUAAGCCGGGCGCAGAAAUAUGACCUCAUAUUCCGGCACCUGGCAUCACCGCGCGAGGGAGCAGUGAGGAUCAGAAAGAAGUACCCCAGGGAGAUGCCCCACAUCAGCUCCAAAAGGUAGGGAGCAAUAAAGAAAAGUGUGUGUGUGCAAGUGUGUGUGUGUGUGUGUGUCUGUCAGUGAGUGUGUGUGUGUCUGUCAGUGAGUGUGUGUGUAUCUGUCAGUGAGUGUCUGUGUCUCAGUGUGUGUUGGUCAGUGUUGCAUUGGCUGCGUCUGAACAGUGGAGUACCUGGAGGUGCAUGGAGGCACGCCACGUCACAUUCCGACGUGACAUCAACGUGCUCCACCUUCACAGGGUUUCAAGAAGUAUCGGAGGAUCAGAUUUGGCACAGGGUGCGGACGGCGCCAUUAGAGGUAUACCAGAGGCUGCACUCUGGAGUCGCAUACUGGCAGCGGCAAUGUGAGUGGAGACUGCUUGUUGGCUAGAGCGGGGUGCUGGGAUUUAGUAGAGGGGGAGGACUGAGAUUUAGUAUAUGGAGGGGGUGGGGACUGGGAUUUAGUAUAUGGGAUUUAGUAUAUGGGGGGCUGGGAUUUAGUAGAGGGGGGGCUGUGGUUUAGUAGAGGGGGAUGCUGUUUUUUUUUUUGUUUUUUUUUUUACUGUAAUUUUCAAAAUAAACCUAUGUUUCUAUGAAAAUGUAAGGUUGUUGUUUUUUUUUUUUUGCGGCCCAUGCAAGACUUUGUUUGACAUGCUUGCUGUAAACAAUGUAUUUUCAGAGAAAAUUCAGUGUUUAGAUUACAGACUAGUAAUAACUACACUGGCCACUCUUUAGAUGGCUGCUACGGCUGCUUCCUUGGGCAGUGCUGCAGAGUAAGCAGCACUGCCAUUCAGUGCAUGCAGCCACUGAACUUUUCUCAUAGAGAUGCAUUGAUUCAAUUCAUCUUUAUGAGGAGAUGCAGAUUGGCCAGGGCUGUGUUAGACUUGUGAUGGCUCUGCCCCUGAUCAGAGGCAGGAACUACAGACUUGAAUACAAGUAAGCUGUUACUAUAUUUAGGGAGGCAAGGCAGGACAGGGGGGCUAGAUGGUGGUUUUAACACUAUAGGGUCAGGAAUACAUGUUUGUGUUCCUGACCCUAUAGUGUUCCUUUAAGCUUCAUAAAAGCCUGCAGAUGUUGCAAUAAGCGAGAAUGUGACGUGGUGGUUGAGAUACAUAGAAUGCUUCUCACUAUAACCCAAAAAUGUUCUACCUACUUCAUAUAUUUUAGACACUUUACUCUCUGGAAAAGUUUUGACACACAACAUUUACUUUUAAAACUGCUUUUGUAUUACAUUAACGUUUGUAAAUUUUCAAACCAUUAUAAAUCUGCCAAAAAACGCAUUCCUUAAAUGAUGGGUAUAUUUUAAUUCUUUAAACUAAGAAGAUUAAACCGUACUUUGUUUGUAUUAACAUCAAGAGCGGGAAACCGCAGUGACCUAUACACUCCUAUUCAAAAUCAACAGUGGUCUGUAGGCUGUGGCCAAGGCUAGAGUGGUGAAAGCCCACAGGACUAGUACGUUACAGUGCCUCUCUGUUUACCGGAAAAUGCGUAGAAAGGUCAAUGCACAAAAUAACUCAGGCGAACAAGUAUGCCAUCUAUAUCUUUAGAAAGCUAAAUCAGGCUUUCAGUUUAUUAUAUUUUGGAGCUUUGGUGUGACUACCUUCUAACAAAAUGUUACUUUUUAUGUAGAAAUAAAUAUCUUUACAGGUGUUUGCCAUUCUGUAUCAAACCUAAGGAUCUGAUAUUUUUACUGGGUUAUCAAUACUUAUUCUCCAGAGGUGUUGAGAUGGACUAAAACAAAAAUGUUUAUUUUUUAAAAUUUUGCAUUAAUGAUCUUUAGUAAAGAAAUUUAUUUAUGAAGACUUGUGGCUGUAUCUUAUUCCAAGACCAGUUUUAUAUAUUCAGUAUAUGACAAUCCUGGAAUUGCCUGCAGAGAUUGUGUGUAUUAUGUAUCAAAUACACACAAGGUUCACUGUUGUAUAAAUGUGAACAAUGUAUUAUGGGAGACUGAUUCUAGGGACAUCAUAAAACACCACAAGACACCUGGUCGUCUAUGAAAUAUACGAUGUGCUUGUUAUUUUAAGUUACAUCAUAUUUUCAAACCCUGUACUUCAUGAUGUGAUGUCAUUUUGUGAAUUAUUAGCAGAUACUGUAUUAAAGUGUACAUUGUAGAAUUCCUAGAUCUUAAUGUAGUACCUAGAUUGAUGAGCCACACUUCUGUUUAACCCCACUCCCAUGAUAGUUAGAAUGUCAGCAGCUGAAACACUGGAGCCUAAGGAAAGCUAUAGCAGCUAAACAGACUGAGCCCCAGAAAUUUGUGUGUUGGUGUGUAUUGUGCAUUCCACAGCUAGAAUGGCAGGAAACAUUCACCAUCAGCUGUGGAAUGAACAUUCAGUAUAUACAGUUAUGUGCUUUAUGAUGUCACCAGAACACUUUGAAUUAUGUUCCCAUAAUAUAUUUUUCAUAAUUGUGUUUCUCUACAUAUUCAUAUAUGUGCCGUUGGGGUGUUCUAUGCCAUCCCACAUUAAAAACCUAUUAAUAGAUACCUGGGACUCUUCUCUAUCAGCUGGAGCCAUUAUUAGUGGCCCCAGACUUUUUGAUGAGCUGCUUGUCGGUUACGCAGCACCGAUCUCAGUGCAUUGGGCAUAAAAAACAUAGGAAGUGGUCACACUGAAAUUAGCCAGAAGGUGGCAGCACCAUACCAAUUUUUUUUGUUACAUUUUCCUUUGUUGAUAUUAGUACUAAUAUGAGCACAGGGAAGCCUUUGGGAUUAGUAUUAAAUUGGGGAUUAAUAUUAUGGAUUAAGAUUAGGUUUAGAAUAAAUAUUAGGUUUAUUAUUAGUUUUAUUGUAACCUAGUAAACAUGCAGAAGCCAGACACAGAGAGAUGGAUGCAGGUUUUCAGGAAGUAAGAGGUCUUUAUUAACAUACCGAUCGGGUCUCAGAUGAACUAACGUUCCAAAACAGGUCUGAGGGCCGAACACAUGGAGUACAUGCUUUUUAUAGAACUAUAACUCCCAUUAAUAGCUCCACCCGCACAUACCCUUAACCAAUCAGUGGACAGGAUUUGGAUUUCCUUAUAUGGGCAGACCACAUGGCUCAUCCAAAACAAAGGAGAAAGGAAUGUGAUUUCAGUUCCUGCAUUCCUGCACAUGCUCAGUACAUUGAUGACAGUAUCUUAGCUACAUGUAACUAACUAACUGAUAAACUCAUAAACUUAAAAUGUUUGUGUGUUUUGAUAGACGUUUGAAACCUGUCUAAUUGUGUUUUUAAUUUAAUUUCCAGUUGUUCAAAAUUGGCCUCCUUCUUAUAUGUUUCAAUUCUUUCUAUUUCCUCAUCCACCUCCUUAUUGACCUUUUCUAAUCUCUUCUUUUCAAAUCUACAGAGUAUAUCCAUAAAUUUGCGAGAGCAAGUCCCUGCUGCCUCUUCCCAUUCUUUGAGGAAUAUCACAUCAUACUAUUUUUAUCAUUAUUAUAAAUAUUUCUAAGGGACUUCUGUAGCCCGAACUAGAUAUAUUAUUCUAACAAUUGAAACACUUAAGGGACUACCUACCCACUUUUGAUCUGACCCUAAAGAUCGCAAUGCCGGAAUAGGCUUAUUAUGAUUAUCAACUUAGCAUAUUCCGUAUAAACAUAUGCAAUGUCAGAAUAAUGUUAUUUCGUGGAUUGAAAACGUUAGUCUCUAAAUUAAGUUACUAGAGGCUUUAGACACAUUUUUUAAAAUCACUGGUUCAAAGGAUAUUGAUGCAAUUUUCAUCCCAUUAUAUUAUGUUGUAGAAUUUGUGCCGACCCGCUCGCCCGGUAGGCGCCAGUCUGUUCAUUAACAGUGGAAACAAGUUUUGUUGGGAUUUGGAGUUUGAAUUUUUCUAGGAUUAGUAACUCAUUUACCGAAAUAAAACUAUAAAAUAAAAGAUUAACCGUUCAAUGUGAAUUACCUGAGUGGUAAUAGUUAUUACAUAUAAAACACAGGGAUAAUCAUCUGGGUGGAUAGUUAUAGGUAUCAUGAAAAAAUUCCCAUCAAUGCCGAUGCAUCACGCUUAACAUAUUCUGGACCUCAUACUGAGGGCACUAAGGAGUUAACAAUUUGGGCAAAUGGUUGUUCUGCCUUGUGAUUGAAUUUGAUUGGGGCAUUUGAAUAGCCUCAUUUACAUAGUGAGAUGCUGAUAUUUUCGGCACGAAAACCACGGUAAGGUUACUUGUUUUUGAUUGGUUCACUAAGAAUCUCUCUGGAGGAAGUAAUAGGUAUAUAAACUAGACCCUAUAGAUUCCAAUUCUGGCCCCUGACAAAGGUGCAUGUUCUAAGCACCGAAACGCGCGUCGGGUUUUUUCACUUUACUUUCUAUUUCACUAUCACACUGGGCACUUUUCACUAUAUGCAGGUAACCAACAUCCUAAGUAUGGUACUGCACACUAGCACUAUAUAACUUUUUAAACCUCCUUUUUAGUCCUAAUACCCUACCUUUAUUUAGUAUCCUUUGAAGGUGAUUUAUUAUUAUUAGAAUUUUCAUGUAGGAUUGAUACUAUUAGUCUCUUCACAGGAUCAUAAUAACAGUUUGAGUGAUAUAUUCCCUCUUAGAAACCUAUGGUUACUGUUUCUAUAUGGUAUCAAUUUAGAACAGUGCUACAAUUAAGUGAUUUCUGGAUAAAGUGGAGUUUUAUAUAUCCUCGAACUGUGAGCUUAAUACAUCAUUUCUUCUUUUUGACUGUCAGAAUACCACUAUUCAGAUCUAUUGACAGGCUUUUAGGGAUUAGGACUUCUUAUCUGUGACCUUAUUGUUAUGAUAUUUAGUUGCCAUUAUACAUAGACUGUGACCCACAAAGUUAUAAUAAAGUCAGGAGUCUGAGGUGUACUGAAGUCACGGUUUAGUAUUCGUGAGGUUUAGCCUAUUCGGCUGGUCACAUUACUUAACAUUUGGAUGACCUUAUAGUCAGGGAAGGGUCCUUUAAGUAUUUCAAGCAUAUUAAUUAUUAUUAUUUAUCUUUAUAAUUCCAGCACAUGUUUGAACCACUGGAUAGGUAUAUCCAGUGAUUCGAGCUCUCUUUCUUUUUUGUCUAGAAAUUAGGGGUUAAGCCCCAGGACACCCCUGGAGUGUCCACGCAGGUGCUUCUGUGGACUCCACAGUGGGUUUGUCCCUCUUUAGGCCAAACCAUCACUAGUGGUCUCCAUUUAUAUAUAUAUAUAUAUAAUAAUAUUGAACAAAAUUAUAAAUGCAACCCUUUAGUUUUUGCCUCCAUUUUUCAUGAGCUGAACUCAAAGAUCUAAGACUUUUUAUAUGUACACAAAAGGCCUAUUUCUCUCAAAUAUUGUUCACAGGUGUGGCAUAUCAAAAUGCUGAUUAGACCGCAUGAUUAUUGCAAAUGUGUGCCUUAGGCUGGCCACAAUAAAAGGCCACUCUAAAAUGUGCAGUUUUAUUACACAGCACAAUGCCAUAGAUGUCGCAAGUUUUGAGGGAGAGUACAAUUGGCAUGCUGACUGCAGUAAUGUCCACCAGAGCAAUUGAAUGUUCAUUUCUCUACCACAAGGAGUCUCCAAGGCGUUUCAGAGAAUUUGUCAGUACAUCCAACCGGCCUCACAACCGCAGACCACAUGUAACCACACCAGCCCAGGACCUCCACAUCCAGCAUCUUCACCUUCAAGAUCGUCUGAGACCAGCCACCCGGACAGUUGCUGCAACAACAAUCGGUUUGCAUAACCAAAGAAUUUCUGCACAAACUGUCAGAAAACAUCUCAGGGAAACUCCUAUGCAUUCUCGUUGUCCUCAUCAUGGACUGGCCCUGACUGCAGUUCAUCAUCAUAACCAAUUUGAGUGGUGGCUGUAGGGUUAUGGUAUGGGCAGGCGUAUGUUAUGGACAACUAACACAGGUGCAAUUUAUUGAUGGCAUUUUGAAUUCACAGAGAUAAUGUGACGAAAUCCUGAGACCCAUUGUUGUGCCAUUCAUCCACAACCAUCACCUCAUGUUGCAGCAUGAAAAUGCACGGCCCCAUGUUGCAAGGAUCUGUACACAAUUCCUGAAAGCUGAAAACAUCCCAGUUCCUGCAUGGCACGCAUAUUCACCAGACAUGUUACCCAUUGAGCAUGUUUGCUAUGGAUCGGCGUAUACGACCGUGUGUUCCAGGUCCCACCAAUAUCCAGCAACUUCGCACAGCCAUUGAAGAGGAGUGGACCAACAUUCCACAGGCCACAAUCAACAACCUGAUCAACUCUAUGCGAAGGGGAUGUGUUGCACUGUGUGAGGCAAAUGGUGGUCACACCAGAUACUGACUGGUUUUAGUACCCCACCACCUCCCCAAUACAGUAAAACUGCAUAUUUUAGAGUGGCCUUUUAUUGUGGCCAGCCUAAGGCACACCUGUGCAAUAAUCAUGCUGUCUAAUCGGCAUCUUGAUAUACCACACCUGUAAGGUGGAUGGAUUAUAUCGACAAAGGAGAAGUGCUCACUAACACAGAUUUAGACAGAUUUGUGAACAAUAUUUGAGAGAAAUAGGCCUCUUGUGUACAUAGAAAGUCUUAGAUCUUUGAGUUCAGCUCAUGAAAAAUGGGGGCAAAAACAAAAGGGUUGCGUGUAUAAUUUUGGGAUAUAUAUAUAUAUAUAUAUAUAUAUAGAGAGAGAGAGAGAGAGAGAGAUGGAGAGAGAGAGAGAGACGCACACACACCCUAUAUAUGUAUGUAUGUGUGUGUAUGUAUGUCUAAAAAUACUUUCCUCUGUGAUAUCUGCCCCCCUUCCUUUAUUGGUACAUAGCCAAAUAUUUUUUUUUUAAUAACACUCACCUCAUCUGUGAAUCUUCCUAUUCCCUAGCUUUAUUGCAGGCCUAUUUGACCCUCUUAUCCAUCUCGUCCACAGUCUGAUUUUAAAACUGCCCUGCCUCACGUCAGAACAGUACUCGAUCCACCUUCACCUGAUCCAGUUGCAACAAGUAAGGUAGUCUUCUGGAGAACUUUAUUAACAUUUAGUGCUGCACAUUUGCCCUCCCAACCCACCCCAAGCUCAUCAUUCAAUUUAUAAAUAGAUUCUCACACAUAAUCAAAAAUAACAGCUGCAAACAUAGUCUCUAAUGAGCACUCUUCUAUAUUCUCUUAAUCCCUAACACUCAAUCGUUAUCUUCCUCAUUUCUGCUUGUUACACUCUAGCCCAGCUUUCUAUGUCACUGCAUCUUCUCUCUGUGUCGCCUCGGCCUACUCCCCCACCUAAAAGUUUUUUUUCUGCAAGUGCAUACCCAUCUGAAUAAUGCAUACCCAUCCUCUUAUUUUUUUUUAUUUCUCUCUCAAUAUCAAAAUCUCUCCUUGCCCCCACUUCCCUAAACAUCCCAACAACCUCCAAAUUUACCCCUCUCUACUACACUCCACACUAUUUUCAUCUCAUGCCCUGCACUCUUUUCUCUAUUUUCUCCAUCCUUCUCCCACACAAUCUCAUUCCAGACUCCAUCUCUCACAGGUGGUGGUCCGAAGACCAGAACCCCUGAGUGCCUGAUAAUGAUGGGAGUCUCAGCAUGGAAAGGACUAUCAGGGUCUGGUGCAGGGUAACUACACGCCCCUGGUGUUGUGCACCAGCGUUUGUGCGGCCACAUACCAGGGCCCUGAUGCAGCUUCUGCGGAUACCAGGUGCUUGAGGAUAUGCAGACCUCCCAGGAACUGGAUAGGGAUGCUCUGCAGCAGAAAUGUAUCCAGUACUAGAAACAAGGCAAGACUAGAACAGGCACCAAACAAGAUGACAAGACUAGAAGAACCAAGGAACCUUUGCAGGACAGGAAGCUGAACCCAGAACAUGUACACAAGACAUGAGGGAAACAUGAACAGGGCAGGACAGGACUAUGCAUGAACUGGGAAUACAAGACAAAAUAAAACAAGACAAGAGAUACAAGGCAAAACAAGAGGAGACAUAACGAAGUACUAUAUAUGUAAAACAUUGGAAAUUUAGACAUAUCUAAAUGGCCAAGAUGUAUGCAGCCCACCACUGCGCCAAAGUACUCCAAUUAUGGUGGGUCCUAACUGCCUAAAUAUGCAUGACUAAAUGAACAACAAUAAAACACACACAGUACUUACCUGCAGGGAAAUGUGCAGAGGAAUGAAACCACUGCCUGCAGGGACAGCCUGAAACAAAAAGGAUUAAAUGGCAAAGGAAUGGGUGUGGCAACAAAAAAACAAACAUUUAAAGGAAGUCAGGUGACUGGGAUUUCCAGGAACGGAAUAAAGGAAUGAACCCAGAAAACCCAGCAUAAAGAAAACCAGAAAAAUCAAGAAAAAAAUAAACAAGAAUUGAAAAAAAGAGUACUGGAUACCAGAAGCCAAGGCCAAACAUCUCCACAGAACAGGAUGUGACACCAUCCAUUUAAAACACACUCACACCUUCUGCCUCUAUUUCUCCUCCUGCUUCUAUCAGCUGGUGAUGUCUCUCCCAACCCAGGGCCUCACCUCCUCUGCUCACACUAAGACAACCAGAAACCACACAAAUGUCAUCCCAAUACAAUGCCAUCUAUCCCCAUCUACCAAUAUUCAGUGUGCACUCUGGAAUGCCUGCUCCAUCUGCAGCAAUAUAAAAUCAACAGCCAUACACAACUUCUUCAUCUCAAAUUCUUUCAAACUAUUUGGCUGUCCCCCUCUGAUAGCACUAAUCCUGCUUCCUUAUGUUUCGGUGUGCUAUAAUUCUCCCACACUCCCAGACCAAACAACUGCAAAAGAGGUGGUGUAGGCCUCUUUCUCUCCCUUCAAUGUACCUUCCAAUCAAUCUUCCCUGCCCCUCCUCAAUCGUUUCCUUCCUUUGAAGAUCACACUGUCCGACUUUUUUAAUCCACUCCUCUAAGAAUUGCCAUCAUUUAUCGCCCCCUCCCCUCCCAAUCUAGGCUUUUCAUUAAACACUUUGCUUCCUGGCUACUCCAUUUCCUCUCCUCUAGCAGUUCUUCCCUCAUUCUUUGGGACUUUAAUAUCCUAGUCAACAACCCCAACUGCCCUGAUGCCUCUUGUAUGUUCCAAGUAAUAAAGUUCCAGAUAGAAUUGAAAUUAAAAAACAAGCAAUAUAUCAAUGUAAAAUGGAAAGCGGAAUAAUCCAAGGAAAUUCUGUCGGUUUGAGGAAAUUCUGUACUUGGGAAAAACUGGUGGAUAAGUUUAUUGCUAGUAAUUAUAGCUUAUAAUAUAGUUGGUGUGGCCCCCAUUGUGCGUCUGAUCCUGGAGGGACAUUAGUAAAAAUGUACUUAUUAAUUUGGGAAAGUAAUAAGGGGAUGAUAAUAUCCUAGUCCCACGGGAUGGAAUGUGUGACAGGUUUGAAUUUUGGGUUUUAAUGUUUCCUCUAUUUUGAUAUCCAUGUUUUCUAUAGAUAUGGUUAUUUUGUAUUGAGAUACCCUGGUAAUGCCAUAGAAGGAUACUUACGGAUAUAAGUAUGUAAGAAAUGUAUAUGCAUUGAUUGAAUUAAUGUUUUUCUCUUAUUAACUCUUGUAUUCUGUUUUAAUUGAAAACAUUCUAGGGGUAAUUUUUUGAGAUGUCGAUAGAGGAAUUGUAUGCAUGUUUAUGUAAUUUUUAUAUGGAAAAAAAAAAAUUUUUUUUUGAAGAAAUAAAAAGAUAUUAAAAAAAGAGAAAAAAAAACAUUGGCAUCUCCUAAGACAAGAUGAUCUGCUCAAAGAAAUUUUACCUCCAGAGGCUACUCUACCAGGUAUAAAUCCUGCUUGAUCUUGAUGUAUCAAAGCGGGAAUACAAGUUUUUAAGCGAUCUGCUAAAAUUGAAGCAUAGAUUUUUACGUCUCCAUUAAGGAGAGAUAUUGGACGAUAAUUCGCCAAUUUAGCUGGAUCUUUGUCCAGUUUCAAAAUUGGGACAAUAUUUGCUUGAAGCAUCUCUUUAGGAAAUGUACGAUUCCCCACUAUCUGAUUGAAUAUCCUGGCAAGGCGCUCAGAGAGAGUAUCCCUAAAAAUCUUAUAAAAUUUAUUUGAGUAGCCAUCUGGGCCGGGAGCUUUGCUUAUCUGUAACUUAUGCAUAGCUGCUUUAAUAUCAUCAGAGGUUAUUGGUUUAUUUAUCUCCAUAAGUUGUUCUCUAGUUAUUUUUGGUGUUUUUUUAUUUUUAAAAUAUUCUGAUGAGGAAAGUUGUUGUCCUACUGAUUCCAAAUUAUAUAAUCGACUAUAAUAAUCGUUAAAGGCUGCCCCAAUUUUCUUUGGGCACAGUAACCGUUCCUUUUCAGUAUCGAUUCUAUGAAUCCUCCUUAAUUGUUUUUUGUUUUUCAAUUUAUUUGAAAGCAACCUAUCUGCCCUAUUGCUCUUAUAAUACCAAUUUAUCUUUAAUGAUUGUAAAUUUCUAUUUUUCUCCUCCAUUAAUAGUUGAUUUAUACUGUUUUGCGUUAGUAACAUUUUUUUACUUGUAUCCUGAGUUAGUGAGGCUUUAUUUUCUUUAGAUAGUUUGUAAUAAUCUACAUAAAGAUCUCUAAGGGAUUUCCCCUUCUUUUUUUUAAUCUAUUGUGCCCAGUUUAAUUAAAUAGCCUCUUGUAACGCAUUUGUAUGCAUUCCAUACGAUUGGAAGUGAAACUUCUCCCCCCUCAUUUUCUUGAAAAAACCUGUCUGUCAUUUCCUCAAUAUAUUCUCUGUUCUCUUUAUUAGAAAGAAUAUUAUCAUUUAAUCUCCAAUUUGUUCUUCUAGCACUAUUAUUCUUUGUGUCCAACUCCAAAAUUAUAGCAUUAUGGUCGGACCUUGUAACUUCAUCUAUAAGAACUUUUUUAGUGCAAUUGGCCAGACCGUCAUUACCCAAAAAUAAAUCAAUGUUUUUUUUAAUAGUUUUUUUGAUAAAACCACUUUUAUUGUUAUAGUUAAAAAUUAUAGGGAGAGUGGGGGUUCUAGAGUAUUUUUAUUCUUGUACAUUAGAAGGCUUUCUCUAGGUUUGUUUCUGACUGUAUCUAUAGUACUAUCAAGAAGUAUACAGGAAUAGUUCUUUUCGAUAAAUUGUUUCUUUAAAACCAGUGAUUGCUCAUUGAAAUCAUUUAUUUGAGAGCAAUUGCGACGUAUUCUCAAAAAUUGGCUUUUGGGAGCGCUUUCAAGCCAUGGUUUAUAGUGGCAACUAGUUUGGUCAAUUGCAGUGUUAGUACAUACUUUCUUAAAAAAUGUUUUCGUAUGUAUUUUGCCAUCUUUGAUAAAAAUAUUUAAAUCUAAAAAAUUAAUUGAAUUUGUACUAUAUUCACAGGUCAGAAUGAUACCUCUACUAUUAGAGUUGAGGUGUGAUAUAAAAGAAUUCAGACAAUCUUCUGAGCCCUUCCAUAUAAAAAACAAAUCGUCAAUGUAUCUAAAAUAGGAGACCAGAUUAUGCUCCCAGACAUGCCGUCCCCAAAUGGCAGUUGUGUUCUGGGUUUAGUAGCUCCAGUAUGAAAUAAUGAGAAAUCUAAGCAAGGUUUCUGAAUAUAGAUUUUAAUAUCUGUUUCACAUGUUAACAUGUGUUUGCAGUGCUAAGAAACCUUCCUCUAACUUGUGGUUGAGAGUUCAAUAUUUUUAAGUUUGCUUUAUGUUCAAUUGUGAUCAUUGUGCAGAAAUACAUUAUCAAAACAAAACAUUUUAUAUUUUAUAGGACAGUGUUACAAAAAAGGGCACUGAAAAUGAGAAACUGCGCACCCACUGGGAAAUAUUCAUGAAAGAACAAGAACAAAAGCGAUUGGCUGUAGAUGAAGAGCACAGAAAAGCAGUGCUGCGUUUAAAAGAACAGUACAACGAGAUGGGCAAAGAUCUCUCUAAAAUUGCUUUGCUUUAAGAAAGGUUCUGUCAACAUAAUCAACUGUUUGUUUGUUUUUAGUAUUGCUUGUGCAAAGAUCUGAAACAUCUAAGAAAAAAAACAACUUACAUUCAUUACCUCAAUUUAAGUGCCUAAAUAUGUGGUUCUGCCUUGCGCCAUGCCAGUUCAUAGCAGGGAUUGAGGCAGUGAUAAGCUGAUCAGUGUUCCACCUCUAUUUCACCAUUUUGGGCCAGGCGGUAUGCUACUGAGGACAGAAAAUCUCUGCUACAUGGCAAGUAAACCAUUAUUAAUCUGUGAUGUUAGGCCCUUGUGCCCGCAGACUCCAGGCACAAAAGCCACUUUAAUCAUUUGAAGUGGCUAUAAUAACUACUGUAUCCUUCUAAGGAAUUAUGUCAACAUUACUUUAAGUGUUACUCCGGGCUGGGAAUUACUUUUUUUUUUUUUUUUGGUGCUUUAUGCAACUGAUGUAGAAAUAAUGAUACAAAAGAAUAUGUAUAUAUAUAUAAUUCCUCAAUGAUAAAUAUCUGCAGACUGCAGCUACAUAAAUAAAUGGUUCCAGAAAGAUUAUUAUUAUUGCCAUUUAUAUAGCGCCAACAGAUUUUGUAGCGCUUUACAAUAUUAUAAAAGGGGGGGAUUUAGCUAUAAAUAGGACAAUUACAAGAAAACUUACAGGAAUGAUAGGUUGAAGAGGACUCUGCUCAAACCAGCUUACAGUCUAUAGAAGGUGGGAUGUAAAACACAAUAGGACAGGAAAUUGCAAUCAAAAUAGGAGUGAAAGGGAGUGAAGUAGAGCUGGAGGAGAAAGUAGAGUGCUGCCCUUCAGGAGAGAGCAAGAGACAGGUAUGUGAGGUAGAGGUUACUGUGGGAGGCCAUAAGCUUUCCUAAAGAGAUCGGUUUUAAGGCCAUUCUUAAACGAUUGAGGACUAGGGGAGAGUCUGAUGGCGGAAGGCAGGCUAUUCCAUAGAAAGAGAGCCGCCCGCGAGAAGUCCUGCAAGCGUGAGUUGGCCGUACGCGUGCGAGCAGCGGACAAGAGAAGAGGGGCUAGAAUUGUUCAGUGCUUUAUGAGUAUGGGUUAGCACUUUGAAUUGACUCCUAUAGGAUACAGGAAGCCAAUGUAAGGACUGACAAAGGGGUGAAGUGUGAGAGGACUGACUAGAGAGGAAAAUCAGUCUGGCGGCAGCAUUCUUUACAGACUGUAGCGGGGCAAUACGUUUUUUGGGAAGACAAAUUAGUAGAGGGCUAAAAUAAUUAAUGCAGGAAAUUACUAGAGCAUGGGCAAGCUUUUAGGUACCAUCUUGCGUAAGAAAGGGGCAGAUGCGAGCUAUGUUUUUAAGGUGGAAUCUACAGGAUUUGAUAACAUGCUGGAUUUGAGGCUCGAAGGUGAGAUUAGAAUCAAAUAUGACACCAAGACAGCGCGCUUGCAAGGAUGGACUGAUGUGGAUACCACUGACUUGAAGGGAGAGCGAAAGAAGAGGAUCAGUAUUAGGAGGUGGAAAGACAAGGAGUUCAGUUUUUUUGAAAGCGGGAGGACAUCCAGUCAGAAAUGGAGGAAAUGCAAGCAGUGACACAUUGCAGGACGGCAGGGGAGAGGUCUGGGGAGGAGAGAGAUUGCUGGGUGUCAUCAGCGUACAGGUGAUAGUGGAAUCCAAAUGAGCCAAUAAGUUUGCCAAGAGUGGCAGUAUAGAGAGAAAAUAGGUGACCAAGGACAGAGCCUUGGGGGACUCCAACAGAGACAAGAUGAAUGGAGGAGGUAUCAUUAGAAAAGGAGACACUGAAUGAGCGGUGGGAGAGAUAGGAGGAAAACCAAGGGAGGACAGUGUCACAGACACCAAGUGAUUGAAAAGUUUGAAGAAGGAAAGCCUGAUCAAUGGUGUCAAAGGCAGCAGAGAGGUCAAGAAGUAUUAAUAUGGAGUAGUGGCCUUUGGAUUUAACUGCAAUUAGGUCAUUAGUAACUUUGAUAAGAGCAGUCUCAGUAGAGUGGAGGAGGUGGAAGCCAGAUUGAAGAGGGUCAAGGAGAGAGUUGGAAUUGAGGAAGUGAGACAUACAGGUAAAGACAAGUCUUUCCAGAAGCUUUGAGGAGAAAGGGAGCAGGGAUAUGGGCCAAUAGAUAAAGGGGGUGGAUGGGUGGUUGGAUGUUUUUUCAGGAUAGGUACUACAGUAGCAUGUUUAAUGUCAGCAGGGACAAUGCCAGAAGAGAGAGCGCAGUUGAAGAUGUGUGUUAAGGAAGGCACAAGACAAGGGGAUAGAGAUCUGAUAAGGUGAGAUGGGACAGGAUGAAGCCUACUAAAACCCAGUUCAAAUGUGUGGGUAGUAAUAAAGGUCUUCCAAAGUAAAGUACUGUGGUUUGUGUUAUAUAAACCCUUUAGUAGAUGUUUGCAACAUCUGCUAUUUAUAUUGUUGUUUUGGCCCUCUACAGUCAAUAGGUGCCUGUUUGUAAUAGUUAUUUUUUUUUCCUCAGGCAAUACAUAUCUAAUACUAUGCCUCUUAAUGUAGCAGAGCAAUACAAUAAUUUUCUGUGACAAUGAGUUUGUCAUCUAAACUUUUUCUUGUUUAACUUUCGUGGUUUUCUAGCUUUUCCUACUGUCCCUGUUACAAAGCUGAGUUCAAGUGAAUACAUUUACUGACACAAAAGGAGUCGGAACAUAUAGAUCUAUUAUUUUUUCUGAUCUGACACAUACAACGUUGUCUUUAAAUAUUUGUGAAUAGAGUAUAAAGCGAUAUAAAAUUGGUUUGGAUUCAAGUAUAUUUCAAUAUAUUUUAACCAGUAACACAAUUUAAGAAGUACAUAUACACAAAUAGCAGUGAUUGGUGUGGCUGAAUAAAAAAACAACAACAUGUAAAGAGUGCUACUAUUGGGGUUUGCUCCUGGCAAGCCCAAUGAGAAAUACUACUAAAAAAAUGUAGAUCUGUGUUCAUUAAGUAUGCAUUAUUGCACAUUACCCCAUAGUAUGUUGAUACAUCACAGUCCAUGCAUGCGCUAUAAAGAGUCACGGAAGCGGACAUGCUCACAUUAAACACAAUUGCUGGCUGAGUAGGUCACAAUGAAGUCAGGCUGGUUUAGUUUGUUUUAAGAUGAUUAAGGGGUUUUAAAGAAGAACGCUUACAUCUCUGGAAAUCACACCAUGGAAUAAAACAUUAUAAAUCACCUUUACCUUACAUGUUUUACUGUGAUAGCCCAUUUUCUUUUAAAUUUAUAGUUAUGAUUUAGCAAAUGAGAAAUGAGAGCAAAUUGUGAAUGUAGAGCUCAACAAAAACAUUAAGGGAGAUUUAUCAAAGUGUCUGAAAAGAGGAUCAAAUAUGUAAAUUGGGACAAGUCACCAAUGCAAUGUGCCUGCUGUUUACACUGGUUUUAAAAGUGAUUUAUAGUACUUUUGCACCACUUUUCAGUACACACCACUCCCUCAAUGCUUGAUUCUCCUCUUCCAUGUACAAUUUUCAAUGGCAGAAAAGGACAAUAGUUGCAUCAAUGAUUGACAACGAGCCAAGAUAAAGGCAAACCAUUCCAGGAUUGUGAUACAUGCAACACUGGAUUUUUACAUUUAGUUUUCAAACCUCACAAUGAUGGAUACAUGAACAGUAUUUUUAAAAUCCUGGCAAGUGACAAUUCCCUUUAAAUUCUUAAAACCUCUAGUCGUUUUGAAGACAAGUUGAGAUAAAGGCCUUUAUGAAACUAAUGAAACUAAACAAAAUGUAAAAAAAUGUGUAAACCUGCAAAAGUGAGUGUGAACGCAGGAAUAAUUUACAACUAUGUUGUAUAUGCUUUUCAUAAUACACUAACAAAAUGAAGGUGUAAAACCAGUAGAGAGUGUGAGCUUUUUGGCUUUGGGCCUUUCAGCUGAAUGUGGAAAUGCUUUCUUUGAUCUCACUGAUAAGUUCGAAGCAGACAGCUGCUUUUGCUCUUCCCUGUCACUUAAACCUUGGCCUAGAGACCCUCUGUGCCACCGGCAUGUAUAUCUUAAUGACAAGUAUCGUUUGACAGGUCGGGGAGAGAUCAUUAAAUUUAAAUAUGUACAUUUGCUAGAAGAUGAAAUUUAAUGCUCCUCUAGUUUUGUGUACUCUGUGAUAUGUACACCUUAAGCACAGGAAUCUUAGCUAAACCAACAGACUGUAUUAAUCUUAUAAAUCCACAAGGUUCCAAGUCUGUAUGUAACAUAUAACCCUUGUAAACAUGGUUUUGUGCAUAUUGCAAAUCCGUAAAAGCAGUGGUUAAAAACUGAAGAAGCAUAUGUAAUUAAGGGGCAAAACUAUUUGAUUUAAAGUGAAGAGAUAUAUAUAACAUAUGUGUAAAAAAUGAAAAAUACAUAAAAAUUGACAUCCUAAUGUAAAUUUCACGAUUUAUGCUUGCCUUUCUCUUGGAGCUUCUCCACACCCGGAGUUUAAAGAGCUAUUUUAAGAUAUUUCUUUUUUGGUUAGAUUUUUUUUUUUUGUGUGUAAUUCUGCCUUAAAAAAAUACAAAGAACAAAUGUUUGUACACCGUACAAUCUCAAGACAUCUCUGUGGUUUGAUCUGUAUGAAAUCAGUCUGUGGAAACAAUUUUCUGAAAUCUGUUUGAAAUAAACAAAUUAAAUGCAAUAAUAAA